This is a messenger RNA of Sardina pilchardus (European sardine), 1470 nucleotides long. RefSeq lists its product as uncharacterized. Lineage: Eukaryota; Metazoa; Chordata; Actinopteri; Clupeiformes; Clupeidae. The coding region runs from base 936 to 1409 and encodes 157 amino acids. The record is from RefSeq and is a predicted model, not a curated record. The transcript is spliced from 5 exons.
UCUUCACCACCUUGCGCUCACAGAACUAGUAACAUUUACUAGCAUUUACUUUAUCAUUUGGUAUUUUGUGCACACCAAAAACCACUUUCAUCUUCUCAUGAUGGCAAAAUCAUUAUGUCUGAGGUCCCACACAUGCUUUGACACACAGACAGUUUUCACCAAAGAUUCUAGAGUGGAGCUUUGUUUUUCUCUGCAGCAUUUGCGUGAACGACAACAAAACCCAUUGUUCUGCCACUCUACUUAGCAACCCUCCAGAGGGGACACUAUGGCAACUUACAAAACUUAAUUUCUAUAGAUCAAGCCAGACGGCUAAAGUGCAACAGAGUAGGUAAGACCAUUUAGAGUGUGCAAAGGGCAAAUGUGACAAGAACGUGUUUGUUUGGAUUUGUUGAGCUGACAAUCGGUUGAGGUGAACUGUCUACUUCUGUGGUAAAUGACUUGGGUGAGUAUUCUUAAGAUAAAAUAAAUUAUAUAAACUAAUUAUCAUAUCAAUGCAACUAUCAUUUUUUCUGCCAUGUUGUGAAAUAUCACACAUUCACUUUGUACUACAUAAAGUCACAACUCAGAUCGGGUAGUUAAUGAAAUGAAAAUGAUGUCCAUGCUGUGUGACUUGAUACUGGCCCCAACAAAGAAACGGUCUCUGUCAGCAGUAAGCAGCACGACGCACUUGUUCAACCCACUCCUUAACAGAAUAACUUGUUAAGCAUUAUUCAUGUUUCAUGAAUAUUAUGAACUACUGUAUGUAUGUUGCCUUAACCAUGUGAGUUAUUGCAACAGGGCCAAGUCUUCCAAUAAUCAGAUUAUUAAUGAUCAUCUAUUAACCCAAAUUGCUGACAUGUUGUUUUCAGUAUAAAAAUGCCCAGGACUCAACAAUAUGGCAUGGAGAACGCCCUGCUGUGGCUGGUCUGCUGCUCUAUCCUGACAAGAAGGAGAAGAUGGAGACCACAAGCGAGAGGGCUUUCUGUCCGAGACCUGCUGCAGAGAGGCUGCAGAGGAGAGAGAACAAGAACAUGCUUCAGUCCAGCAUCCAGCUAGAAGGUGAGCACACAUUCAGGACGACUCAUCGUGAGGAUUUCCAGGUUGAGGACUUCCAGCCGUUUUCACCUCUCGCGAUAAGGCAGAAAACGCCCAGAUGGGAGAGGAGAGGCAUGACAAAGGAGAUGGAGCAUGUCACCUUUUACCAGCAGGACUUCCCACCCCCUCAGCACACACUUCGAAAGGCAACCCCUGCGGUUCCCCACCCUGAUAAUCUUGGCAUAAACCCCUCUCUCAGGGGUGAGUUCCUAACGAUCCAAAAGGAGACUUAUGCUGGUUGGGCCAUAAUUGGGGCCAGCAGACCACACCAGAGGCCCAUGCUCAGUCCUAGCACUCCACCUCCUGGUGGACAUGAGGUCUUCUUGAAACCGUAGUCCAAGACAUCAACUAAGACAACAGAGAAUAUUCCACACACAGGCUCAAAGGCGCCAGAGA